AUGAUUGCUCUGUUUCGACUCUGGAGUUUGAUGGUUUAUGAUGAGAACGAUGAUGAUUGUGCAGGUCUUGAUGAAGAUAAAACCGUAAUGAUCAAUCUGACUCAAGACAAAUAUUCUGUGCUGGUGGUUAACUACUUCCCUUCAAGGUAUGACCCGGUUCGCCAUGCAGAGAAGUAUCCAACUCCACCUGUAGUCUGCUACGGAAAACGUGAGAGGUGUAUUAUUGAGAAAGGGAACAACUUCAAGGAGACUGUAGAUAGAUACCGUUCCUUCACACCAGAGAGGCAAGGACGUUUCAUCGGUCGAGGGAUUGAUGCUCUAUCAGACCCUCCCAUCACACAUGAAAUCCGCAGCAUCUGGAUAUCUUACUGGUCCCAGGCUAAUAAGUCACUGGGACAGAAGCUGGCAAGCCGUCUGAACGUGAGACGAGGUAUCUAAAACGAGUGAACAAGAUUCUCUUGGUCGUUGUGUGGUUCUGUUGUAAUAUUAUUUGUUUUAAGACCAAAACAAAAAAAAACUUCUGUUGUCUUGUGACCUUAGUCUUAUCUAUUUUUAUGAGUUCAAUUA
Brassica napus (rape) is the source of this 567-nucleotide messenger RNA. RefSeq names its product catalase-2-like. Gene Ontology annotation, biological process: hydrogen peroxide catabolic process; response to hydrogen peroxide. Lineage: Eukaryota; Viridiplantae; Streptophyta; Magnoliopsida; Brassicales; Brassicaceae. Gene Ontology annotation, cellular component: cytoplasm; plasma membrane; peroxisome. The record is from RefSeq and is a predicted model, not a curated record. Gene Ontology annotation, molecular function: heme binding; catalase activity. Bases 1 to 438 code for a protein of 145 amino acids. The transcript is spliced from 6 exons.